Molecule: messenger RNA, 1459 nt
Organism: Propithecus coquereli (Coquerel's sifaka)
Lineage: Eukaryota; Metazoa; Chordata; Mammalia; Primates; Indriidae
Gene: PARL
Product: presenilin associated, rhomboid-like
Exons: 9
Coding region: 53-1243 (396 amino acids)
Cellular component (GO): membrane
Molecular function (GO): serine-type endopeptidase activity
Source: RefSeq, a predicted model, not a curated record
GUUCGGCGCUGGGGUUGGUAAGGUCGGGCCAUGGUGGGGCAGAGGUUGGAAGAUGGCGUGGCGAGGCUGGGCGCAGAGAGGUUGGGGUUGUGGCCAGGCGUGGGCUCCGCCGGUGAGCGGCCGCAGCUGCGAGGAGCUCACUGCGGCCCUAGCCCCGCCGCGGCUGCUCGGACGCAGGUUUAACUUCUUUAUUCAGCAAAAAUGUGGAUUCAGAAAAGCACCCAGGAAGGUUGAACCUCGAAGAUCAGACACAGGGACAAGUGGUACAGCGUACAAAAGAAGUGUUUUGAUUCCUCCUGUGGAAGAAACAGCCUUUUAUCCUUCUCCCUAUCCUAUAAGGACUCUUGUAAAACCUUUGUUUUUUACUGUUGGGUUUACAGGCUGUGCAUUUGGAUCAGCUGCUAUUUGGCAAUAUGAAUCACUGAAAUCCAGGGUCCAGAGUUAUUUUGAUGGUAUAAAAGCUGAUUGGUUGGAUAGCAUAAGACCACAGAAAGAAGGAGACUUCAGAAAGGAGGUAAAGAUAAACAUUGCUUUCUUUGUUCUAGUGGACUUUAGAUCAAACUGUCUUUACUCUUCUUUUUACUCUCCCCAAAUUAUAAAUAUUUAUUUCAUAGGUAUCAUAGCUGCAAAUGUCUUUGUAUUCUGUUUAUGGAGAGUCCCUUCUCUACAGAGGACAAUGAUCAGAUAUUUCACAUCCAAUCCAGCCUCAAAGGUCCUUUGUUCUCCAAUGUUGCUCUCAACAUUCAGCCAUUUCUCCUUACUUCACAUGGCAGCAAAUAUGUAUGUUUUGUGGAGCUUCUCCUCCAGCAUAGUGAACAUUCUGGGUCAAGAGCAGUUCAUGGCCGUAUACCUGUCUGCAGGUGUUAUUUCGAAUUUUGUCAGUUACGUGUGUAAAGUUGCCACAGGAAGAUAUGGACCAUCACUUGGUGCAUCUGGUGCAAUCAUGACCGUCCUCGCAGCUGUCUGCACUAAGAUCCCAGAAGGGAGGCUCGCCAUUAUCUUCCUUCCGAUGUUCACCUUCACAGCAGGGAAUGCCCUGAAAGCCAUUAUUGCCAUGGAUACAGUGGGGAUGAUCCUGGGAUGGAAAUUUUUUGAUCAUGCAGCACAUCUUGGGGGAGCUCUCUUUGGAAUAUGGUAUGUUACUUAUGGUCAUGAACUCAUUUGGAAGAACAGGGAGCCUCUAGUGAAAAUCUGGCAUGAAAUGAGGACUAAUGGCCCCAAAAAAGGAGGUGGCUCUAAGUGAAACUGGGGUUGGACAGUACUGGUGCAUCCGGGCUGUGCUGCCUGGGAGCCCCCAGGAGCACCUGGGCCCUGGAGUGACCACAUCUGUGCUCCUGCUUGGAAGACACCGGCACCUGGCCUCCCAGCAAUUUAAACUGUGUCCCCCAGUCCAUGUCUUACUAGAAAGUGAAUUAUGACAAAGUUGGAAAUAAAGGUUUAUAUCUCUAGUUUGUAAGCA